UUGCAUAGACUUGCCUCCAUGGACGAAUCCACGCCCCCAACCCUCACUCACUCAGGCAACAACUCAACGUCAAACACAGAGCAGCUGCGGUUCUAUGGUCCUAUGGAAAUAGCUGGGCUGUUCAUUGACUUGUUUGAGCCACUGCCAUCCAUGGAAAUAGGACCGCGGAGAAAGGACUGUCAACCGAAAGAUCUUCUGAUAAACUAUCUAACCAUACGUUAACGGUUAACGUUAACAAAUCUCUGCUCUGCUCCACCUAACUUUGCUACCAGUACACACACACCUGACAGUAAGGUUCCAAGAAUAUUUUUUUUUCGUGGAUCCUGUCGAUUUUCAUUCAAGUUCAUUGACUUGUUUGAGCCACUGCCAUCCAUGACGUAAACUAACAGUGCAGUUAGGUGACAGUGCCAACUUCUAGUGGUUUGUUUCUUUCUGUCGUCAUCGUUCUCUCUAUAGGGAAAGUUUGAGGCCGAUCUGACAUCCCCUGGUGUGACAGAGAAGAGUGAACGGUCCCAGCCCUGACCAAGCUCUUCAAAGACGCCCAAUGGAUUCCACUUGGCGACCACUCUCGACCUCAGCAACAUGGAUGCAGAUGGGGCAAUGCUCAACAUUGAGUGUGAUCGUCAGUUGAAACUAAAGGAGGGCAGCUAUGCUCAGAAUGUGUGGCUGAACUUCUCCUCUCUGCCCUUUCUGGACCACUUUUUCUCUGACACGAGUCUCCUUGAGGUUUCAGAGUCGCUCCUGUCCCCUCUGCUACAGGCCUCAGCUGAACAGUACAACACAGUGCUUCUCUCCAGCCCUGGUUCCCUGUGCAAUCUCUUGUUCCUCAACAAAAACCUGAAGAAUUCCCUGGCGGACUGUCCAGGUGCACAAGACAUGUAUUUUGUUCCCGUCACUGAACACAAUAGCCACGGUGUGGUUCAGCAGCAGUGUCAGCACAGUGGCUAUGGACCAGAUGGCUAUGAUAUCCCCCAGUCACCUACAAAACACUGCCAGGGGGAUCUCAUGUCCCAGUACAACCCUGCUGUCCCCACACCUGGCAUAGCGAGGCAGGAGGAGGGGGACACCAUCAGCACAGACACAGCUCUAGCCCAGCCAUGGACCAAAAGGACUAGGAGCCAAGGCCAGGAGCAGCCUGUGACUGCAAUGGUGGAAGAGGCAGUGAGAGAGCAGACACGGUGGCAUCUCUCCCAACAAGCAGCCCUGUUCGGACAGGCUGGGCGGAUCCAGAGGAGGCUCCAGGCUCUGCUAGGGGACCACAUCUCUCGCCACUGCAUCUUCCAGCUGGAGGGUCUAAAGAAGAGGCAGGGCAGGGAGACCCCGGGUCCCCCCUCACCCCCAGCUGACACCAAACCCUUUGAUCCAGCCAUGGGGCAGAGACCGACAGGCACACAGAGCCACAGGACACAGGGGCCUGCCCUACUGCAAACCUUCUCAGUCCCAUCCUCUUCUAAAGACAUCCAGGAGUUUGCCAGCUAUGCCCAGGCUGUAAUGCGCACGGUGCAGGAGGCUGUAGACUCUGAUGUCACAGAGAGCAGCUCAGAUGAAGAAUUGGAGCCUGAGCAGAAAUGGGGGACCAGGUCUCAACCAGUUAGGCCUGGGUGUGAGUGGAGGUGGCAGAAGGAGAGGGCUGAGGCGGGCAGCAGAUGGACCUGGCUACAGCUGCGUGUGGCAGAGCUCGAGGGACGCAUCCAACAGCUGGAGGACCUGCACAAACAGAUCACCUUCACCAAGGGGGGUGUGGUCUUGGCAGAAUCGCAGCUGUUGAUGGACAGGCAGAUCCAGCAGACGUUACUAACGGAGACAGCAGGGUUGUCGUUCAGGGCGGGGGAGACCGCUAGAGACGCUCCCUCCGACUUGGAGAAUGAACCCAGCAGCCCCACACGCCUCCUCAGGAACAUACAGAGACAGAGUGCCCAACUGAGCCAAAUCGUCAACAGCCUGAUGCCUCCUCUGAACCUCUCUCCCUCCUCCUCUCCAAUCUCUAAAGACUCCUGGAGGUGGAAAGGACAGACCAAGAGAGCCUUCAGCAGGGGCCUGCUCCUGGGAGGAUGUGACCCCUUCUCCCAGAAGGGACCCAAGAGGAGGAGAGUGAACCGCAGGAGGCCGCACUUCCUCCAAGUGGAUGCCACCUGUGUCUCAGCCCGUACACGACCCCUGGUGACCUAUCACAAACCUCGACUCUUCAUUAACACCACCCACAGACAGCAGGACUCAGCCUCCCUCUCCUCCUCCCUCUGUCCCACCUUUGUGUCCUGUGACCCCCUGGCCCUGUGUUCUGACCCAGCCUGUUCCUCCGGCAGCACCCUGAUCUCCAGGACCAGUGGCUUUAGGACACUCCCUGUUCUCUCUCUCUCCUCAGAUAGCCUUCUGUCCCACCACCUCCAGAACGCUGCCCUGCUCAGAGAGGACUGGGUCCAGCGACCUCUACUACCGGUCAAGACAGAGUCCAGUCAUGUCUACUACCACCACAGCUAUAUGGACAGGGGACACACUUCUCCAUCAGGGUUCAAUUGCAGCCACAAGCAGCAUGGGAGGAACCGGAGGGGAGUGGCCAGGGGUGUGUCACCUGUCAGAUGGGCGGGCUCUGCUCAGACCCCACACAGGAAGGCUUAUUGUGGAGGGAGGAAAAGGAGACACACCCACAAGACCAUAGAAGGUACACUACAUGACAAAAAUGAGGAGGACCUCUUGUCUCAGCUGUCAGACCCUGAGGACAGUCCAGAUGAGAGCCUGGAGGAUGCUGUUACACCCCAGACCUCACACACACACAAACAGGAUCCAAUCUGCAGAUGUCAGGGAGAGAGUGUUUACAACAUUGACAACAUCGUCAUCCCCACGUCCCUAGCUGCCACUACCAAGGUGGAGAAACUUCACUACAAAGACAUUAUAACUCCCAGCUGGAGAGUGGUUGAUAACCCACCCCUGGAAGAGAGAGAGAGACAGGAAGAGGAGGAGCUGCUGUGUGACGAGACCUUUUCCCAGAGGCAUCUGGGGUGUGAAAAGAGAGAGAAACUCCGCUGGACCUCCUGGGAUGAGAGCAGAUGCUACAGACGCACCACCAGAUCUGGCAGUAGGAACGAUGGACCAGGUGUUUCUGUAUGGGACUCUGUCAGGGAUGACAUCAGAGGUGACAUCAGCACUCACGUGGACUGGAGCUGCAGUCUGGACACGGACACAGACAGAGCCUUAGAGGAGUGGGUGCCACGACUCCCAUGGGAGAGUCGUGUGUUCCCGCUGUGUGAGGAUGAGGCUCGCUGGGAGGAGAGGGAGAAGGCAGAUUCCACCAGCAGCACAGAUGACAGCAGCAGCUCUGUUCAGUCACCCCCAUUCUCAGCCCUGUCCAGUACAUCACCACCACCUGCUGGAGACAAUGAGAACAACACCCUUACCGCAGUCCCCUGAAAUGACUUGGCUUUACCAUGGCACAGAUCCCUUCAGGAGUUUAGGAGACCCAAAGGGACCCAAAGGGACAGAGAUACAAGAGGAGCUCUGAACUCCCUGGAGUAGAUGUCACACAUAAUGUGUACCUCAUUUUAAUGUACACUUGCUACAUUUCCUAAACACAGUGAUAUUUUAUUUGGAUUCAAAUGUUUUGGAGGAGUGUUUUAUUUAUUUAAAACAUUGUGAUUUGUUUUAUUCCUUUCAGUUCCUCUGCUGUAUUUUAAGGUUUUGGAUGGGAUUGUGUUGGAUAUUCAACAUGUACACAUUUAACAUUUUUAAAGUUACCCUGACCUGCAUUCAUAUUGAAGAUCUGUGUACUAGUGCACAAUCGAUCGUAACCUUGGCUGACAAUGUACCACAGUAUGUAAAUAGUUGUUGCCUGGUAUUUAUUUUACAUGUCUGAUUAUGCAAUUUAACAUUGUAUAUAACAAAAUGUCCCUGUUUUUGAAAGGAAAGC
Molecule: messenger RNA, 3901 nt
Organism: Oncorhynchus mykiss (rainbow trout)
Lineage: Eukaryota; Metazoa; Chordata; Actinopteri; Salmoniformes; Salmonidae
Gene: kansl1l
Product: KAT8 regulatory NSL complex subunit 1 like
Cellular component (GO): NSL complex
Molecular function (GO): histone acetyltransferase binding
Source: RefSeq, a predicted model, not a curated record